UUUAUGUUACGAUUGGAUGAUUCAUAUUGGUAAAGCAAUUUAUAGUAGGCCUAAGUAUAGUAAAAUUACAGUUAUCUAAAUGAACGUAUAUAAGAAGUUAUGGAAUCAAUGUUAGUAUAAAAUGCUGGGAAUCGACAGAUUGUUUGAGGAGGAAGAAGGACCUGUUUAUGGACCACAGAAUAGACCAACAAAGGAUCAGGCCGCUCAACAACACAGUGGACCGCCUGAUCCUAGGCCUGAGAAUGGGCUGUGUGGUAUCAAGAAUCAAGGUGCAACAUGUUAUCUUAACGCCCUGUUACAGACAUUACUGUACACUCCAGAAUUUAAAGAGGCAUUGUUUAAGCUUGAUUCCUCUCAGCUUGGAAGUUUGGAAGAUCAAGGAAAACCAGGUUCGAAGGUCCGAGUAAUACCAAUCCAGUUGCAGAAUUUGUUUAGCCGUCUGCUUCUUUUGGAUCAAGCAUCAGUCAAUACUUCUCAGUUGACAGAUAGUUUUGGUUGGACAGGAUCAGAAGGAUUUCAACAGCACGAUGUACAAGAGCUUAGCCGGAUACUGUUUAGUGCCAUAGAUGCCUCACUGAUUGGAACAGAAGGAGAACAAUUAGUUCAAAGACUUUACAAAGGAUCCAUUGUAAACAAGGUUACAUGUGAGGAGUGUGGGAGAGUUAGUGAAAGAAUGGAGGACUUCUUUGAUUUAACUGCUGCAGUUGCCAAUUACACCAGCUUAGAAGAAUACUUGACUAGUUGCUACUUAGAAACAGAACGGUUUGAAGGCCGCAACAAAUACAGAUGCGAAGCAUGCAGUAAAUUAGUUAAUGCUACAAAGGGAGCAAAGCUACGGUCUUUACCACCUAUCCUGUCUGUGUCCCUUCUAAGGUUUAGUUUUGAUUACGAUAAGAUGCAAAGGUAUAAGGAGACGAGCAAGUACACUUUCCCCUUUGAGUUGGACCUCAGGAUGUACUGUGACAAGGAAGAAACAGAAGACACUGCAGUUUAUGAGUUGUAUUCAGUUGUUAUCCAUCGUGGUAGUUGCUAUGGAGGCCAUUACCAUGCCUACAUUAAAGAUGUUGAUGGUUUGGGUCAAUGGAAAACACCAGUUGAAGAAUAUACUGUAAUUGAACCAAAGAACAAUUCGAAAAAACCAUCUGAGGAUAAAAUGAUUUUCAGUUCUCCAAUGGAGUGCUUGGCGAUGAUCCUGGCUGAGCAAGGCGGACCUGGUUUCAGCAUGGCUAUAGAUAAACUUUGCCAGGCUCUUAUACAGACAACUGGAGUUUCAUGGAACAAACAGUUUAAGAAGCAAUAUGGAACAGUGACAAAGUUUCUCAAGAAGUAUAAUGAUUUAUUUAUGGUGGAUCCAUGUAGCAACACUGUAUCUUUACAUAAGAAUGAGUCACAUGACAAGCAAUUACAUGAUACAGGGUCACAUGGUACCAAUAACGAUAAACAGACUAUUAAGGAGCAGCAGGUUAAAGGUCAGACUGCUGAGCAGAAACUUGGUGUAAACAACUCAACAGCAAGAGAAUUGGAGGGAGUAUUGAAUACAGAGCCCAACAUGGAUGAACAUCAACAUUGGUUUGACUUCAAUGACUCGCAUGUCAAGCCAAUACAUCAAAAAGAAAUUCACAAACAGUUUAGUGGACGUGAAAGUGCUUAUAUGUUGUUCUACAGAAGGAAGUCUCUACCUAGACCUAAGGAAGCCUAUACCAACCCUGCCUUUGGUAUUCCAAUGGAUAUCAUCAAAGAAAUGGCUAAGUUGAACUCAGUGCUUACUACCAAGAGAAUAGAACAUGACAUAGAACUUAAUACAAUUACAUUAACAGUACUUCAUAGUCAGGACUAUCAUUACAAACAGGGAAGUUUACAUUUAAAAACUGAUAGCAAUACUUGUGUGACAUCCCUAAAAAUAGACAGACGGAAAGAUGUUGCACAGCUUAUUAUUGCAACACAAGAGGUUUUAGGCGACACCUUUGUGGAAGGAAGUCAACUGAGUAUAGCCAAAGAGCUGCCAGCAGGCCUACACCUGUAUGACAUGAUUAGUGAAUAUGCAUCGGCUGGUAUCAAUCACCUCGGACUUGUUACUGGUUCAAAGCUGUUCCUUUGGGAUGGAUUCAAGGUAAGUGGUCAGGUGAUCAAGACAGGUGAGCAAUCUGAGCCGAUUCUUCUGGACAUCACCUGGAUUGAUGGGAAUGGUGUCAAAGGGCAAAUCUCACAUGCUUUCCCUAAACAUUCUCAGUUCAGAGAAGUGCGUUUAAUGAUCAGCCGUCUCACUGAAAUACAACCAGAAUUCCUGCUGAUCAGUAAACUCUCCUCUAAAAAGCAUAUUGUUAUGGGUGCUUCUGAUGAUAAGCUAUCAUUACAAGAGUUGAAGUUUCUUGACUGUGAUAAAAUUUGUGCUGAGGCCAAGACAAGGAUAGGGAAAGCUGUUUUUGCUGAAGGUGAAUUGCUAGGACAAGAAAAACUUGUGAGAGUUAAAAUUGAGAAUCGAUGUGUUGCUAACCAGGAGGAUGAUGACUGGCCUCUCAUUGAAGUUGAAACUGAAUCAGACCAAACAAUUGAGAAACUUAAGUUAGUUAUCUUAAAUAAACUUGGCUUAACUGGCGAUAUGAAACCUGAUGGAGGAGGGCGUUUGCGUGUAUGUGAUGCAACGGUCGGGUGCCAACCUCCAUUGUUUGAACAGCAAAGUAUUGGUGCUGCUGAGAUCAGACACAAUUCUUGCCUAAUAUUAGAACCUGGUGCUCCACCAAAACACAAUCAGAUUACAGUAAGUUUUAGUCUUGGAAUGCCGGGUAAUUCCUCAGAAUCAAAUAGUAGAAAAGAGAUGAUUGUCAACAGGACCAUGACAGUUGGCAUGUGUUUACGUGCUAUUCUGGUAACCCUUGACCUCAAGGGAGAUAUGUAUCAUCUACAGAAAACUAACUGGCUUGGGGAGCCUGCUGAUGUUUUGGAUGACUUGGAUGCAUCCCUUGAUCAAGAAACUGUAAAAGAUGGGGAGCACGUCCUAGUUCAAGCAGGGAAGUUACCACCAAGAGGGUUUUUGAGUCUGCCGGUGUGGCUGUAUCCACCGCCUAACAUUCCAGAUACUGAAGCAGAAUCUAGUAUACUUAAUUGGAUAACAACUAUAAUGAAAGGUCUCUUCAACAACUCAGAAGACAAUGAACCAUUGUCUGAAAUUGAAGGGACAAAUAUUUACCUCAACAAUGUGGAGGUAUUGGAAGAUGCAACCGUUGAUAUGCUAAAAGGUUUAAUACUGAAAGAGCUCAGUGGCUUGGAUAUCAGCUUACCAUCAACUCAUUACAUAAGGCUACGUCAAGUGGAGCACUCAAUGCUUACCAGAGUAUUUAGGAAUAAUGAACAACUUCUUAGACGACAGAAAAUCAACUCCUCCACAAAACUUGGAGUGCAAAUUUUACAGGAAGAAGAAAAUUUAAAGCAAAAUACAAUAGUACUAGCAAUACAUAGACGCAAUGUUAAAUUAAGGAGUUACAGCAAAAGUGAGGAAUUAAUCUGGGAUACAACUCGUUCACAAACACCAGAAUCUCUAAAGCAAGCCUUAGUGGACAGGGUCAAGAUACCGUUAGAAAGGAUCAUCAUCGCUAAACACCAACCAGAGAAAUUUAACUGGAUUAUUAUUCCAAAUAGUUCACAAUUUCAGAAAAAUAAAGGACAAAAAGGCAAAAGAAAAGGAGGACAGAACCAGAGGUUGAAUCUGAAACAUGCUCCUUACCAACUCAAAGAUGGUGAUGUUAUAGGAGUGAAGGACUUGCAGGAUGAUCCAGAGAAAAAAGAUGAUUUUUCAACUGAGGAUGAUGACCUUGGAAAGGAAAAAUUAAGGCAAAUUGCUGAAGCAAAAAGAAAAAUGCGUCAAGAAUCUAAAAAGCAUAAUACUGAUGAUGUGCAUUUUGAGAAAAAGAAAAGCAAGAAAGAAAAGAGAAAAGAAGUUGCAUUGGUUAUCAAAGUGGAUGAUUUUAAAUGACGAUAAUUUACAGAAAUAUAUGAAUAUGUGUAAUUGUGAUGAACAUAUAAAAUCUGUCUUUUGUAAGACUUAUUUUUGUAAGACAUUUGUGUUCUUUUGUGGUACUGUACCACACCUGUCAAUACAUGAAAAUUUUGAAAACAGGUUUUAUUAAAAUUAAGUCUUUUGGUUAUGUCAUUUUAAACCAAAUAUUGUCUUAUAUUAAUUAAUUAAUGCUAAAAUUUAUCAUGUGAUAAAUAAUGUAAUUUUUGUAAUUGCCUUCAUAUUUUAUAUUGAUCUUUGUUUCAUAUUAUCUCAUUUUUCCUUUGAUUUUUUAGAAUUAAGCUGAUUAGAAUUACAAUUAUAUGUGACAGUUAUUUUUAGAACCACAAUACAAUCAGACUGCGUUAUAAAUUUUAAAAAUUAACAGAAUCUCAAUUGAAACUCAUCACCAAUGACUUGUGGAUGCCACAGGUCCCAGAGGCCCAGCGCACAUUCUCUAAUUACUCCUACUCAAUUUUAAACCUUUGUUUCCUAUUCUCCCCCCCCCCCACCAAUUUCCACAAUGUGAAAAGUUGUGCAUAAAACCAGGGACAAUGUUUUUUAUUAUCUUGAUGACAUUGACUGUGAAACCUUGUUGGUGUGGUAACUCCCUUUAGCUGCCUGGUGCUGCCCAUCAGGAGCUUCAACAAAAAUUAUAUAAAGAAACUGUGGAUGUGAAUUAAUUGUAUUGUAUAAUAAAAGAGUUAGUGAACUUAUGACAACUUCAUAAUUCUCUCCUAUGCAAAUCAAUUAAAAGAGUAUUUUGUUUCCAGAUUUAAAUUAAAAAUUGAGAACAUAACAGCAUAUACAGUAUAAUCAACUGUGGGCCAGGGUGCAAUAUGCCAACAAAAAAUAGUUUUAAAAUCUGUGUUUACAAAAUCAAAAAGCAAAACAAUGUACAAAUCUUAUGCUGGAUAAAGUAUUAGAAUGAAGCAAAAAUAUUAUAAGAUGUUUAAGCUGUGGUGAAGGAAUCAUUGUAAAGAAUGUGAAAUGAAAAACAAGACAUUCAAAAUUCAUAUUUGCUGUCACACUGUGUGAAAAGAAAAUCCAUUAAGCUUUUUAUGAAGGAGAGUGUGUCGGCAGUUGCCCAAACUGUUGAUACUCAGAAGCCGGAUAUGUGAAAUAGUAUGAAUCACAUGAUUAGAUGGAACAAAAAAACUUCAUAACAACUUUGAACAUUUGCUGUAUCACAGAUCUAUUCAAUAUGGGAUCAUUUGUAGGCCUACUUAUUACCACUAAUGCCCUGUACAAGUAAAAAUCACUCAACGGGAAAGGUAUUGCAAGGGUUGUUAUUUUUGUUACAGAUGAGGAUAAGAUCAUUGGAUAAUGUGGUGAUAUAAAAAGCCAUAUUUAGCAAUGUUUUUUAAAUAUUUUUGACAUUGAUGACAGAUUUUAUUUAAUUGUAUUGAAUGUAAACCAAGAUUCAUAGCCAAUAGUAUUAAUUAACAAGUAUUCUAUAAAUAUACAUUGUAUAUAAAAAUAAGCAUUUUUUAUUCUUGAAAAGGAAAUAAAAAAGCCAAACAUUU
Anneissia japonica is the source of this 5517-nucleotide messenger RNA. Its product is annotated as ubiquitin carboxyl-terminal hydrolase 40-like. Gene Ontology annotation, molecular function: cysteine-type deubiquitinase activity; cysteine-type endopeptidase activity. Gene Ontology annotation, cellular component: nucleus; cytosol. The transcript is spliced from 27 exons. Bases 122 to 3970 code for a protein of 1282 amino acids. The record is from RefSeq and is a predicted model, not a curated record. Lineage: Eukaryota; Metazoa; Echinodermata; Crinoidea; Comatulida; Comatulidae. Gene Ontology annotation, biological process: protein deubiquitination.